Molecule: messenger RNA, 591 nt
Organism: Mustela erminea (ermine)
Lineage: Eukaryota; Metazoa; Chordata; Mammalia; Carnivora; Mustelidae
Product: transmembrane protein 258-like
Biological process (GO): protein N-linked glycosylation
Cellular component (GO): membrane-bounded organelle
Source: RefSeq, a predicted model, not a curated record
UGAUAUCAAAACAAAGAAAAAAUACCACCAUAACCCAGGCACACAAGAAACCACUGCUUGCAUUUUUCUGUGGCUAAGUAGUAGGAUUUAAUUUUAAAUGAAGAAAAUAUUGCUGAUGUAUUAUUCCGGUGGCAGAGUGGUGGAUAAUCCUGUGCCUGGCAAAAUGGAGCUCAAGGCCAUGAGCAGGUACACCAGCCCCAUAAACCUGGCUCUCCUCCCCCAUCUCACCAUGGUGCUGUUGGCCACCGGCAUGUUCUUUACUGCCUGGCUCUUUGUUUAUGAGGUUCCCUCCACCAAGUACAAUAGGGAUGUCUAAAAAGAGCUCCUCGUCCUUGUGGCCUCGCUCUUCAUGGGCUUUGGGGUCCUCUUCCUGCCUGCUCCGAGUGGUGUCUACAUAUGAGCUCCCAAGGGUUCCAAUCUGCUGGUGUCACUGAAUUCCUGCUUCUGUAAAUUAAUUUUUUUUUUUUUUUUUUUUUUUUUUUUUACUAUUGCUGGAAGUGUCCUACCUGCUGCUUACAAUAAAGAAAGAUGUGUGACCAAAAGAAGAAUUAAGAAAGGGGCAUCUGGGUGGCACAGUCAGUUGAGUGACCA